Equus quagga is the source of this 2805-nucleotide messenger RNA. It is a transcript of the gene MSH4, whose product is annotated as mutS homolog 4. Gene Ontology annotation, biological process: mismatch repair; reciprocal meiotic recombination. The coding region runs from base 1 to 2805 and encodes 934 amino acids. Gene Ontology annotation, molecular function: ATP binding; mismatched DNA binding; ATP-dependent DNA damage sensor activity. The transcript is spliced from 20 exons. NCBI's taxonomy places the organism in Eukaryota, Metazoa, Chordata, Mammalia, Perissodactyla, Equidae. The record is from RefSeq and is a predicted model, not a curated record. Gene Ontology annotation, cellular component: nucleus.
AUGCUGAGGCCUGAGAUGUCGUCAUCCUCGCCCUCCGUUCCUGUGGUUUCCUCCUCUUCGGCAGGGGCUCGGUCACAGGGUCCCCGCUACAGUUUCGGAUUCCGGGAGACCUCUGGGAGCCGCUCUUCGGCCCCGGCCUUCUCUGCGCCCACCCCUCCCGGCACGUCUGGGGCCGCAGGCGACCGGAGCAGCAGCAGCAGUCUCCCUCGCCUCCCGCCGAGCGCCGGGCCUGCUCGAGGUUCAUUCUUUGGAAACAAAAGAUCUUAUGCAGAAAACACAUUUGCAUCAAACUUUACUUUUGGUACAAGCUCAUCUUCUGUACGAGAUAGUAAUUAUCCUCAAAUGCUAAAAACUCCAUUGUCUGUUGGAAAUCCCCAGGGAUCAGGUUAUAAAAGUUGGACACCGCAAGUGGGAUAUUCAGCUACAUCCUCAUCUGCAGUUUCUGCACACUCCUCAUCAGUUAUUGUAGCUGUUGUAGAAGGGAGAGGACUUGCCAGAGGUGAAAUAGGAAUGGCAAGUAUUGAUUUAAAAAGCCCACAAAUUAUAUUAUCUCAGUUUGCAGACAACACAACUUAUGCAAAGGUAAUCACUAAACUCAAAAUUUUAUCACCUUUGGAAAUAAUUAUGUCAAAUACUGCUUGUGUUGUGGGGAAUUCAACCAAGUUGUUUACUCUGAUCACAGAAAAUUUCAAGAAUGUUAAUUUCACUACUAUACAAAGGAAAUACUUCAAUGAAACAAAAGGAUUAGAGUAUAUUGAACAGUUAUGCAUAGCAGAAUUCAGCACUGUCCUAAUGGAGGUUCAGUCCAAGUAUUACUGCCUUGCAGCUGUUGCAGCUUUAUUAAAAUAUGUUGAGUUUAUUCAAAAUUCAGUUUAUGCACCAAAAUCUCUGAAGAUUUGUUUCCAGGGUAGUGAACAGACAGCCAUGAUAGAUUCAUCAUCAGCCCAAAACCUUGAAUUACUAAUUAAUAAUCAAGACUGUAGGAAUAAUCACACACUCUUUGGUGUCCUAAAUUAUACUAAGACUCCUGGAGGAAGUCGAAGACUUCGUUCCAAUAUAUUAGAACCUCUAGUUGAUAUUGAAACCAUUAACAUGAGACUAGAUUGUGUUCAAGAACUACUUCAUGAUGAGGAACUCUUUUUUGGACUUCAGUCAGUUAUAUCAAGAUUUCUUGAUACAGAGCAGCUUCUUUCUGUUUUAAUCCAAAUCCCAAAGCAAGACACGGUUAAUGUAGCUGAAUCAAAGAUAACAAAUUUAAUAUACCUAAAACAUACCUUGGAACUUGUAGAUCCUUUAAAGAUUGCUCUGAAGAACUGUGACACACCUUUAUUAAGAGCUUACUACGGUUCCUUGGAAGAUAAGAGGUUUGGAAUUAUCCUUGAAAAGAUUAAAACAGUAAUUAAUGAUGAUGCAAGAUACAUGAAAGGAUGCUUGAACAUGAGGACACAGAAGUGCUAUGCAGUGAGAUCUAACAUAAAUGAAUUUCUUGACAUCGCUAGAAGAACAUAUACAGAGAUUGUGGAUGACAUAGCAGGAAUGAUAUCGCAGCUUGCAGAAAAAUAUAGUCUUCCUUUAAGAACAAGUUUUAGCUCUGCUCGAGGAUUUUUCAUCCAGAUGACUACAGAUUGUACAGCCCUACCUGAUGAUCAGCUUCCUUCAGAGUUUAUUAAGAUUUCUAAAGUGAAAAAUUCUUAUAGCUUUACAUCAGCAGAUUUAAUUAAAAUGAAUGAAAGAUGCCAAGAGUCUUUGAGAGAAAUCUAUCACAUGACUUACAUGAUAGUGUGCAAACUGCUCAGUGAGAUUUAUGAACAUAUUCAUUGCUUAUAUAAACUAUCUGACACUGUGUCGAUGCUGGAUAUGCUACUGUCAUUUGCUCAUGCCUGCACUCUUUCUGACUAUGUUCGGCCAGAAUUUACUGAUACUUUAGCAAUCAAACAGGGAUGGCAUCCUAUUCUUGAAAAAAUAUCUGUGGAAAAACCUGUUGCCAACAAUACUUAUAUUACAGAAGGGAGUAAUUUUUUGAUCAUAACUGGACCAAAUAUGAGUGGGAAAUCCACAUACUUAAAACAGAUUGCUCUUUGUCAGAUUAUGGCCCAGAUUGGAUCGUAUGUUCCAGCAGAAUAUUCUUCCUUUAGAAUUGCUGAACAGAUUUUUACAAGAAUCAGCACUGAUGAUGAUAUAGAAACAAAUUCAUCAACAUUUAUGAAGGAAAUGAAAGAGAUAGCUUAUAUUCUACAUAAUGCUAAUGACAAAUCACUCAUAUUAAUUGAUGAACUUGGCAGAGGUACUAAUACAGAAGAAGGUAUUGGUAUUUGUUAUGCUGUUUGUGAACAUCUGCUGAGCUUAAAGGCAUUUACACUGUUUGCUACACAUUUCCUGGAACUAUGCCAUAUAGAUGUCCUGUAUCCUAAUGUAGAAAACAUGCAUUUUGAAGUUCAACAUGUAAAGAACACCUCAAGAAACAAAGAAGCAAUCUUGUAUACUUACAAACUUUCUAAGGGACUCACAGAAGAAAAAAAUUAUGGGUUAAAAGCUGCAGAGGUGUCAUCACUCCCACCAUCAAUUGUCUUGGAUGCCAAAGAAAUCACAACUCAAAUUACCAGACAAAUCUUGCAAAACCAAAAGAGUACCCCUGAGAUGGAAAGACAGAGAGCUGUGUACCAUCUAGCUACUAGGCUUGUUCAAACUGCUCGAAACUCUCAAUUGGAUGCAGACAGUUUACGAACAUAUUUAAGUAAUCUCAAAAAGAAGUAUGAAGCAGAUUUUCCCAAGAGUGAACAAGUUUCAGGAGAGACUGAACAAUAA